Molecule: messenger RNA, 2130 nt
Organism: Drosophila melanogaster (fruit fly)
Lineage: Eukaryota; Metazoa; Arthropoda; Insecta; Diptera; Drosophilidae
Gene: Pino
Product: pinocchio
Exons: 5
Coding region: 535-1050 (171 amino acids)
Source: RefSeq, marked reviewed
GCCGUUCAUUUGAGUUUCGCGGUUCGAGGUGCUUUGCUUGCCCACUUGGUCUUUCGGCUCUGGAGAAAACUACUCGCAUCGAAUUGAAUUGAAUCUGGGGAAAAUCAGUCCGAGUCCCAGCUACACAGUUCAGUUUCGCUUCCCAGUCCAACUAUAAAAGUGCGCUGCAGUCCCAGUCAAACAACUGCAUUCAGAUACAAACUAUUGCCAAUUGCAUUUUCAUGAGCUAACUGUCUCGCAUCGCGUGUGAAAAGUUACAAACAACACAAAAACAAUUGCCAACGGUUAAUGUUAAUGUCCAGGCAAUUAUAAAAAGCAAUUCGAUUGUCUAGCUUACGCAAGGCCAACUACAAUUACCAAUAAAUACGGCGAAUAAAGCAGCACAGGAAUCCCAAUUUGGAUUUAUUAAUAGCGCUGUAUAAAAAAUCAUAAAACAACAACCGUUGCUGUAAAUAACCCAACAAAUCCCCAAACAAUUGAAACUACACGAGAUGACGCACUGAUCAACGGCCUCGCAUGCCAUCAGCAGCCAAUAUGUCGAUCGCCAGUGUUCACGGUCCCCAAAUCGCCGACAUCUGCAGUCCCCUGUCGCAUCACAAUCUCGGUCUGUCUGCCUCGCUGCCAGAUCUGGUGGGCAGUCCCCUGGAGAUCAGCAUGGACAACGUGCUGACCAUUGAGGAGCUGCGCCAGCACAUGGGCUCCUGCUUCACCUGCGGCGUCUCCUGGACGGACGACCAUGUGUCCCUCGACUGCAGCGAAUGCGGUGGCUACAGCCUGGAGCGUCCCUGUCCCCUGUGCGACGGCCAGUGCGGUGUCCAAUGGAAACGUGAUUUCGCCAUGUCCCAUGCCUGCAGUCAAGCUCGCUGGGUGGGCGUGUGCAUCAGCUACCCGGAAGUCGUGGCCGGAGUCCAGUUGCCCGUGGGAGCAGGCGCUGGAGCCGCCACCUCGUGUGCCGCUGCCGCUGCGAAUCAACUGCGCCUGGCCCAGGAGCUGUGCUCCCGCCUGGAACAGCUGUCCACGUCGACGGCGAGCAAAAGCGGUCGCAUCUAGAGCGCGGAAUCCCCGCCCAGUUCCUUCGACAGCCAGACUGCAAACACGCCUCCACAUCAGCCACACCCCCGCACACAGCCAUUCAUCCGGAAAGCAGAAGCUGAAGCAGAAGCAGAAAGCUGGAGCGGAAUUAGCUCCACCUGCACACCCAAACACACAGUCUCUCACCCGUAAUUUAGGGCCUAAUUACUAAGCUUCUUAGCUGUUAGUUAUUAUUGUUGUGCAGCGUUGAGUCUUUAGUUCUUUGUUUAGCACACACAAUCUUUUGUUUUAUGAUUUCACCGGUAUCGUUUUCGUUCCGAUUCGUUGUGUGACAGUGCAAAUAUUUAGCAACUAAGUUAGUUCCUUUGUUUACCUUCCAAUGGCACCAUUUGGUUUGCGCACAUUACCUGUUCUAUCCAGGAGAAGACUUCUUUCUGCCUAGACUUAAGCCGAGUUUAGGCAAUGCAGUGAUAACGGUGAUAUUAGCCAGAAAGAAUCGUGAGCAAAUAGUGAAUUUACAUGAUGUAGCAAAUGUCUAACGAUAGCUAUAGAUCGACAUGAGAUGAUCAUUUUUGUAUAACCCCACACGCACACACAUCAAACAACCCGUGUAAUCGUGUAGAGAUUGUUGUUAACAAUUAGUUAGUUGUUGCUUUCUGCCUUGUGUCAAAGCUUGUUCGAAGCGAGGAGCUCCGCGGGCACAGAUCAAAGCUAGCUGCGAUGGUGCCGGCGGAGGGUUCAGUGAGCGAAGAAAGAAGAAUCUUCCAGAUUGCCUAAUGUGCAUAGUGCUCAACAAAGUAACUACAGGAUUGAACAAUUUCUCCAAGGGAAAAGUGAAAGCGCAUAGAAAUGAGCAAUUAAGGAUGUGAAAACACGCACAAGGAAACAAUUGAAAAGCAUUACUCAAAGUUGAAGAUUUUCUGUGAAAAUCCAUAUGACAUGUAGAAGUUUAUACCUAAUAUAUACACCUAUAUAUUAUAUACCACAUAAAUCUGCAUACAAUAUACAUAAAUAUAUAUAUAUUUUUAAUGUAGAGAUAUGUUUUGUAAAAGACAAAGGCAUAUUUUUAAAAUUAAAUACCUAAACUAUGCAAAAAUC